AUGCUCUUUUUUCUCACUUUCUUCCUUUGGAGGAUCUACAGACAUUUAUCAGUCAUGUUCAGCUCAGACCGUCUGACGGUGCCCGAAUACGUCAGCCGACUCCAGCGCGGGAGGAGCGGCUCCGGGGCCGAGCAGCCGAGACCGGUGUCUCCGGGGAUCCACGCUGACGUGCAAGCGGCUUUGGACGGCGCACUGCCCGCUCUGCGCUCCGCCAUUCAGCGGCUGAAACGCGCCAAGGAAACGUCCGAAUCUGACGAGACGCGCAGGGCCAUCGCGGAGAUCUACCAGUUAGUGGAGGAAGCCUGGGUUCUCCCCGCAGUGGGGCGUCAGGUGGCCGAAGCGAUCUGCAACAGGAUCCGGCUGGACGGAGCCCUGGAGCUCCUGCUACAGCUCCAGCAGACACCUGCUGUGGAGAUCACCUACGAGUCUGCUAAACUUCUGGAGCAGAUACUGGUCUCAGACAACAGAGAUUACGUAGCCCGUCUAGGGUUGGGGGUGAUCCUCAACUUGACCCGGCAGCAAGAAGAUGCCCAGCUGGCACGUAGUGUGUCAGGAAUCCUAGAGCACAUGUUCAAACACACCGAGGAGACGUCUGUCCACCUCAUCAAAAAUGGCGCCCUCGAUGCUCUGCUGUACUGGUGCAGGGGUACGGACCCCACUGUACUGCGUCACUGUGCUGUGGCCUUGGCCAACUGCGCCAUGUACGGCGGCCACCGCUGCCAGAGAUGGAUGAUCGAGAAGCAGGCCGCUGAAUGGCUCUUUCCUCUGGCCUUCUCCAAAGAAGACGAACUCAUUCGCUUCCACGCGUGCCUGGCCGUCACAGUCUUGGCAGCAAACAGAGAAAUCGAGAAGGAGGUGGUGAAAUCCGGCACCUUGGAGUUGGUGGAACCCUUCAUUGCAUCUCUAGACCCAGAUGAUUUUGCUCGCAGUUUGUCAGACAGCGCAGACUGCAUGCAGGGGAAGACAGCGUCUGACCUGCAGCACCUCUUGCCCCUUCUGGAUGGAACAAGACUAGAAGGAAAGUGUAUCGCGGCCUUCUACCUCUGCGUUGAGACCAGCAUCAAAUCCCGACAACGCAACACCAAGAUUUUUCAAGAGAUUGGAGCAGUGCAAAGCCUAAAAAGAAUCGUGAUGUACUCCAGCAAUGGAACGGCCUGUUCACUAGCCAAGCGCGCGCUCAGAAUGAUGGGAGAGGAAGUUCCCAAGCGCAUCCUGUCUUCUGUGCCGAAUUGGAAAACGUGCGAAGUGCAGACCUGGUUGCAGCAGGUUGGCUUCAGCACAUUCUGCGACCGCUUCCAGGAGCUCCAGGUGGAUGGGGACCUUCUGCUGAACAUCACAGAGGAAGAUUUGAGUCAAGACCUGGGCAUGACUGCUGGCAUAUGCCGCAAGAGGUUCCUUAGAGACCUUCGUGUGCUCAAAACGUAUGCCAACUAUGCCACGUGCGACCCACACAAUAUGGCUGACUGGCUGACGGAGGCAGACCCUCGUUUCCGCCAGUACACGUACGGUCUCGUCCAGUCGGGAGUGGACCGCAACAACAUCCAAACCUUGACGGAUCAGCAACUCUUGCAAGACUGUCACAUACUCAAUGGAGUCCACCGGGCCAAGAUCCUCGCAAUCAGUCGGAAACCGCUGAGACCCUGCAACACGGACGCCCAGCCUGCGGGACCAGAUGUGUUCAUCAGCUACCGCCGGACUACCGGAUCUCAACUAGCAAGCCUUCUAAAGGUGCAUUUGCAAGUUCGAGGGUUCAGUGUCUUCAUUGAUGUGGAAAAGCUGGAGGCUGGUAAAUUUGAAGACAAACUGAUUCAGAGUGUCCAGCGAGCUCGGAACUUCAUCCUGGUCCUGUCUGCCAACGCUUUAGACAAGUGCAUGGGGGACACAGCCAUGAAAGACUGGGUGCAUAAGGAAAUAGUCACCGCCUUGGCUGGUAAGAAGAACAUUGUCCCAGUUACGGAUUACUUUACAUGGCCCGAUCCCAUGUCUCUGCCAGAGGACAUGAGAUCAAUUCUCAACUUCAAUGGCAUCAAAUGGUCCCAUGAAUAUCAAGAGGCCUCAAUUGAGAAGAUCCUCCGCUUUCUAAAGGGAAACCAAGACCUCCUUGAUAGCACCAAAGAGCAAAAGAAGAAGUGA
Nerophis lumbriciformis (worm pipefish) is the source of this 2133-nucleotide messenger RNA. The record is from RefSeq and is a predicted model, not a curated record. NCBI's taxonomy places the organism in Eukaryota, Metazoa, Chordata, Actinopteri, Syngnathiformes, Syngnathidae.